Candidula unifasciata is the source of this 417-nucleotide messenger RNA. NCBI's taxonomy places the organism in Eukaryota, Metazoa, Mollusca, Gastropoda, Stylommatophora, Geomitridae. The record is from the annotation of a GenBank genome assembly.
AUGAAUACUUCUGGCGGGGGCGAUCCUGACUUUUCUAGCGAUGAGGAAUUCCAAGAUCGACAUUACAGCAAACACACUGAAGAAACGGAACAUGGUAGCCACGAGGAGGGUAGGACAAGCAGCAGUCCCACGGAGCAAGACACUUCUGGUUCUAGAUCGAAAGUUCCUGAGGCGGUGAGGCUUCGCAUCAACAGCAGAGAGCGUCAGAGGAUGCACGACCUGAACUCUGCCCUGGAUAGUCUCAGACAGGUCAUGCCCUACUCCUCUGGCCCAGCGGUCAAGAAGCUCUCCAAAAUGUCCACACUUCUGCUGGCCAGAAACUACAUUGUGAUGUUGCUCCGCUCGCAUGAGGAGAUGAAGCGGCUAGUGCAGGUAUGUUGUAUUUUUAUUUUUAGUAGUGAUCAGUUUUUCAUCUAA